This is a messenger RNA of Annulohypoxylon maeteangense, 1689 nucleotides long. RefSeq lists its product as uncharacterized. The transcript has 5 exons. The coding region runs from base 1 to 1689 and encodes 562 amino acids. NCBI's taxonomy places the organism in Eukaryota, Fungi, Ascomycota, Sordariomycetes, Xylariales, Hypoxylaceae. The record is from RefSeq and is a predicted model, not a curated record. Gene Ontology annotation, biological process: positive regulation of transcription by RNA polymerase II; negative regulation of transcription by RNA polymerase II. Gene Ontology annotation, cellular component: nucleus; transcription regulator complex.
AUGCAUCAAGGUAACCAGCCUGGUCAUCCCGGACAGAUGACGCCCCAGCAGCUUCAUCUACAGCAGGCCCAGCUAGCCCAGCCGAUGGGGCAGCAACAAGUCCCACAAGGCCCUCAAGGUCAAGGGCACCAACCUCAACCUCAACCGCAAGGACAACCACAACAACAAGGACAACAACCUCCGCCCCAGCAACAACCGGGACAGCAGCAGCAAAAUGGUCCGCAGCCCGGCCAACAACCUCCGUCAAAUUCACAGGGUCCCCAAAGGGCUCCGACGCCGGCGGUUGCGCAAUCGAAUCAACCGCAAACCCAAGGACCGAGCCCCGCGCAAGGGAACCAGCAGCAACAACCACAGGGACAGGGCCAGCCACCGAAUGGCCCGCAGAGCCAACCUCAGCAACCUAACGCGCAGUCACUACAAGCAGGCCCGCACAUCCAAAUCCCAGCCGGCAUGCAGCAGCAAUUGCUACACCAGCAGCAGCACAAGAACGAUGGCAUGAAAGGCCACUGCCUAUUAAAACUACUCCAAUUCGGCGAGCACCUCAGCGGGUAUCACGGCUCAAGAACAAAGGAUGAUUUGUCAUACUGGAAUAGUUUCGUGGCGCAAUUCUUUUCUCCUAGAGGAGUCUUCAGGCUCUCCUUAUUCGAUGUCGGCAUCGAAAUGGCGAAUGCGGAACAUGGGGAUAAGCAGUAUGAAAUAACACAACCGGCGCUAGCCCGAUAUUUCCAUACGCACUUCGAGAGUGGCAUCAGGAGGAUCAACCUAACCUUCGAAAAAGGGAUUACCGACAGACCGUUGCCGAACGGGUGUCAUUUCAUCGAGAACCAGAAAGCAAACCUGACCUACUGGUUCGACAAUUCGCAUGUCGUCGCGACGGGAACACUCAGAGCGCAGUUCGACAGCGACCAGAAAUUAGAACUCUUGGAAUUUAUCACGCAAGGUCACGAGGAAUAUCAUUCAAGGAAGAUGGUCAUCGAGGCCGCAAAACCAGCGCACAACUGGGUCAAAGAGUGGCUUAAAGUGAAUGGGCAAGAUACGCGAUUAUCUCCAGAGAUGAGUAAGAAGGGGAAGAAACUGAUGAAAUCGCCCCAAGUUCCGCCACCUGAUAUCGACCUGCCCCAAUCGGCCGUGAAACAAAAUUCAGGCAUCACGGAAGCGGUGUUCCAAUUUCUCGAGAUUAUCGAAGUUGUUGGACAAAUGAAUCCACUGUUCAACUUCUACCACACACAUCCCGGCCUUUCGCCAUACGCCGCGCUCGAGCAAUACGUCAGCCAGAACAUUCAAAACGCCCCGCAGCAAACCGUGGUUAACGGCCAACCCCAAGGCAACGGACCGCCAAACCCACGGACGCCUAACUUUAGUCAAUUCCCGAUGGGUGCUUCACCCGCGGCGACACACUUGCAGCUUCCGAACUCUCCUCACCUCGGUAGCCCCGCUCAAGGACACAUGCAAGCACCAGGCAUGCAACUACAGCAGAGUCAGCAAGGGACGAACUCUAGCGGGCCUAGCGCUAACACGAGCCCAGCAAGCAAUAAGCGGAGGAGGCCGUCGACCGUUAAGACCGAAGAAGAGAGCGGCGCCCCCACACCUUCGAGCAUGGGAGGUCAAGUAAACGGCGUCGGAAUGGCUAACAAAAAGCCUCAGACGACGCCUCGGUUACAGAAACGCUUGAAGGGUAACCCAGCGUGA